AUGGCUGGUUUGGAUUUAGGCCCUGCUUCUCGUUACGUUCACCUCCACAGGCCGGACUUCAACCUCCAAUUACAACAACAGCAGCAGCAGCAGCAGCAAGAUUCGGAGGACGGUGGCGGCCAGUACUCCGGCGAGGAUGGUCCCCACCACGGGCUAGACCUCGUGAACGCCGGCAACUCAGCUGGCCAAGGUGACAUCGCGGGCCGGCGCCCCCGAGGACGGCCACCUGGCUCUAAGAACAAGCCGAAGCCGCCGGUGAUAAUAACCAGAGAGAGCGCAAACACGCUGAGAGCGCAUAUUCUGGAGGUGGGGAAUGGGUGCGAUGUGUUCGACUGUGUUGCCACGUAUGCUCGCCGUCGGCAACGCGGGAUCUGUAUUCUCAGUGGCAGUGGCACUGUCACCAAUGUCAGCCUCAGGCAGCCGGCUGCGGCGGGGGCUAUAGUGACGCUCCAUGGGAGGUUCGAGAUACUAUCGCUGUCGGGAUCUUUCCUGCCGCCGCCGGCUCCGCCUGGGGCGACAAGCUUGACCAUAUUCUUGGCUGGCGGGCAGGGGCAGGUGGUGGGGGGGAGUGUGGUGGGGGAGUUGAUCGCCGCGGGGCCAGUCAUCGUCAUCGCGGCGUCGUUUACUAACGUUGCGUACGAGAGGUUGCCGCUGGAGGAGGAAGAGCAGCUUCAGAUACAGCCCCCCGCCUCGCAGGGUUCGGGUGGUGGAAGUGGCGGUGGCGGAGGCGGCGGUGGCGGUGGAGGAGGAGGUGUUGGGAACAACCCGUUUUCAGACCCGUCUGCGGGUUUUCCUUUCUUGAAUUUGCCGCUCAAUAUGUCGCCGAAUGUUCAGUUGCCGGUUGAUGGGUGGGCAGGGAAUUCGGCGCCACGUGGCCCGUUUUGAGGGUGUUUGAUGUAUUAAUGUGGUGAUAGAUUUAAAGGGCUUUGUUGGAGGUUUUUGCAAUAUUGGAUGGGAGAGGCUUCUGGGAAUCAUUCAUAAAAGGUCAGGAAAAUUUCAUGGACUGUAUCAUCACCAUGCUCAUCUUUCUUCUUCUUCUUCUUCUGUACGUUGAUGUUGUAGCCACUCUUUCU
Corylus avellana is the source of this 1073-nucleotide messenger RNA. RefSeq names its product Putative AT-hook DNA-binding family protein. Gene Ontology annotation, cellular component: nucleus. Gene Ontology annotation, molecular function: DNA-binding transcription factor activity; minor groove of adenine-thymine-rich DNA binding. Lineage: Eukaryota; Viridiplantae; Streptophyta; Magnoliopsida; Fagales; Betulaceae. The record is from RefSeq and is a predicted model, not a curated record.